AUGUACACUGCAAUACAUAUGUGGAUUACAAUAUUACUAAUUUUGAUUCUAUUACUUCUUCAUUUUCCAGCUUACCAUCGGAGAGAUUGUAUUAAAUUUGGAUUUAUCGUUGUUAAUAUUUUUCUCUAUAUCAUAUCAGUGACUCAGCAUGAAACUAUCGACGAAUAUGUCCUUCUUCUUUUACAAGCUAUCAUGACUAUAUGUCUACAUUUGCACAUUUCAAAAUCAACAUUACCCAUACUUCAACUUGCUGAUAUCGGACAAUCACCAUCACGCACCUUUUUUGCAUUUUAUUUUGUUCCUAUUAUAUGUUGUUGUAUGAUGUAUUGGAGUACUUUACUAUGUUUCCUCUUACUGAUUAUAUCAGUUCUCUGGUUUUUCAUUGGUGAUUACAUUUUAUCGAACUGGCGAGUAGUAUUAACGACUUCAUUUACUUCAACAGGUUAUUUCUGAUCAAUAGAAUCUUUUGAUUUGAUGAAUUAUUGUACAGCUUUUACACGUGCGAUCCUACUUCCAACAUUAGCCUUACCUCAAGAAUAUCUAGAUGCAUUUCGUAGCAUUCGUCUGACAUUAGAGUGUCGAUAUAGAGAGUACCAUUUAGUAUCAUGUGCUUUACCAUCUUCUAUCAAACAAGAUUGGUAUGCCUAUGCUACUUUUACUAUAGCCGCUGACGACCUUAUCGAUGAAACAUCUGAUGUUGAAACAUCUUCAAAAAACUUGACGAUGAUGAACGAAUGGCUUGAACUUGUUUAUAGUAGUUUAGAUGAAGAUCUGGAAAAUGAUUCUGUAGAUUUAGAGGUUCUAAGACGACAAGGACCAUCAACUUCUUUAAUUUCAUUUCUUGAUCCAGAAAAAUCUAGAGCGAUUACUUUGUUUUUGCAUCAGAAGGUACCGGUCGAAGCUCAAGCAUCAUUUCUCGUUUUCCCGACUAUUGCUCAUCGUACGCCUCGCUAUAUUAUAAACGAGCUCUUCUAUGGAUUUAAAUCUGAAAUUGGUAAACAAAAAGCAAAAACAAGUACUGCGAUGUUCAAAAAUGAAGAAGAACUUAUUCAUUACUCCCGUCAAGUAACAGGCUUCGCUGGCGAAUACGUAGCAUGGAGCUUUUUAAGUCAUGGAUGUGUGCAUAGCGUGCCAGAUGAUAAUUUUAUGGAAACAAGAUAUAGAUUACUGGUUAAAUUCAAUGACUUAGCGACAUCCAUCAAUAUGACACUAACUGCACGAGAUAUUCGUAAAGAUGCUGAAAAAUAUGGCCGCGUAAAUAUUCCAGUAGAUUGGUUUAAUGAACAAAAGCCUUUACAUUUCAGAACAUUAACUAUGAAUCCAAAGAUAUUUCCGUCUCGAUAUGUCAAUCAUCUGCUUACUCUGCUCGAAGGCUCCUCUAAAAAUUCUAAUCUAGACUUGAAUACAGUACCGUAUGAAACGUAUGCCGCUCUUCUUGUCGAUCUUGGCGGCUUGUUUUAUCAGAAGUCUAUACCAGAAUGCAAUUUAUUAUCGAGGAAUCUCAGAGGACAUAUUCGAGCGUUGAUAGAAUUGAACAGGGAGUCAGCUCAUUGUAUUCUCAAUUAUUAUCUUCGCAACUUACAAUCGUCUUCGGUUGCACGUGGAAAAUUAUCGAAAUGGCGAAUGAUUUGGAUCAUCAUUAAGGCACUCUACUUGGGUAGAUAG
Messenger RNA from Adineta ricciae, 1665 nucleotides. NCBI's taxonomy places the organism in Eukaryota, Metazoa, Rotifera, Eurotatoria, Adinetida, Adinetidae. The record is from the annotation of a GenBank genome assembly.